CCCUCACGGUCUCCGACGGUUAAGUGCAGCGCCGGGGCCUGGCACGUGGGUGCAUCCUGAGCCCUCUGGGUGCCUGGGCCUAACCUCCUCGCACCCGAAGGCCCUCCUGGACCCCAACCAGCCUUCUGUGACCUCACUCCCUGCCCGGGGUUCCAGGUGCCACUCUGUGAGGUCAUCAGGAUGGGCUCCCUUUCAGCCGCCAAGGGUCCGAGGCCCCUGCCGCCUCCUUCCCUUCCAGCUCAGUUUGGGGGUGCUUUCAGACCUGCGCUCACCCCCAAACCCAGCCUGGAGGGCAGAUGUCCCCAGACACUGGGUGAUGGGCCCAUGUGUCCACUGACCCCUUGAGUAGCUUCAAAAGGUUGGUAUCCCCCUCGCCCGCCCCCCACCUGCUGCUGCUUCUGGAGCAUCCCUGCAGCCAGGGUGCCCCCCCCCCCCCCGGCAGGCCAUGGCUCACGGAGCCCCUUCAGUGCGGGAGCUGCCCCAGCGGCUGUGGCCGGGCCCCAGCGGUCAGGGAGCAGAAGGGCAGCACCUUCGCAGCAGCCUGGCCGCGGUGCAGGCCUUGGCCAACGUCAUCCGGCCGUGCUACGGGCCCUACGGCCUCCAGAAGCUCCUGGUGACCGCCAAAGGAGAGACAGUGUUCACCGGGUACGCCACGGCCAUCCUGGGGGCCCUGCAGUUGCAGCACCCCGCCGCCCGGCUGCUGCGGGAGGUGGCGCUGGGCCAGGCCGAGCACAGCGGCGACGGGGUGGCCUUCGUGGUGCUCCUGGCAGAGGCCCUGCUGACGCAGGCCGAACUCCUGCUGAGCGCCGGCCUGCCCCGCUCCCAGCUCCGGGAGGCCUACGCCGCGGCCGCCGCGGAGACCCUGGACCUGCUGCCGUCGCUGGCCAUCCGGUCUCUGGGGCCUUUGGAAGACCCGUCCGGGGCCCUGUACUCGGUGAUGAACACCCACACGCUGUCCCAGGCGGGGCACCUGGCCAGGAUGGUGGCGCAGGUGUGCUGGGCGGCCAAGGAGCUGGACGGCACCUUCCACCGGGAGCGCGUGGGCGUGUGCGUGCUGCAGGGAGGGCAGCUGGAGGACUCGUGCCUGCUGCCCGGGCUGGCCGUGCCGGGGAAGCCGUGCGGGCAGGUGACCGUGGUGCUGAGAGGCGCCAGGGUGGCGGUCUUCGCCUGCCCCUUCGGGCUCCCCAGUCCAAACGCCCCGGCCACGGCGCGGCUCUCCAGUCCCACCGAGCUCGUGCAGUUUAGGAGGGAAAGCGAGAGCCUGUUCCAAAGGCAAGUGGAGCAGCUGGCGAACGUGGGCGUGAACGUGGUGGUGGUGUGCGGGGACGUGGAGGAGAAGCCCCUGGCACAGGCCGACAAGUACAACAUCAUGGUGAUCCAGGUGAAGUCCCCGCGGGAGCUGGCUGGCCUGAGCGAGGUUCUGGGCACGCCUGUGAUGCAUCACCUGGUUGCCCCCCUGGAGCCGGGCAAGUGCCAGCGGGUGUAUGGGCAGGAGCUGCGGGAAGGCCUGGCCGUGGUGUUUGAGUGGGACCCUCCGGCGACCCCUGCCCUCUCCGUGGUCCUGCGGGGGCCCACGCGUGCGGGGCUCCGGGAGGCGGAGCAGGCCGUCUACCACGGAAUCGAUGCCUUUUUCCAGCUGUGCCAGGACCCCAGGCUGCUCCCGGGGGCCGGGGCCACCGAGAUGGCUCUGGCGAAGAUGCUCUCGGACCGGGGGACGGCGCUGGAGGGGCUGCGGGGCCCCGUGCUCCUGGCGUUUGCGCAGGCCCUGCGGUCUCUCCCCGCCACCUUGGCCGAGAACGCGGGCCUGGCCGCCUCCCGCGUGAUGGCGGACGUGAGCGCCGCGCACCAGGCCGGCUACUUCCUCGCGGGCGUGGGGGUCGAAGGCAUGAUCGACGUGGCGAGCGAAGAGGUGUGGGACACCCUGGGCGCCAAGGCCCACGGCAUCCAAGCCGUGGCCGACGUGGUCCUGGAGCUCGUGACCGUGGAUGAAAUCGUGAUGGCCAAGGAGACGGCCCCGAGCCGGCAGGACCUGAACCCUGAGGAGGAGAAGGCCAAGGACCGGCGCCCGUGGCCUGUGGAGAUACACAUGUAGCCACACCCUCCAAAAAACGGGGGCUGUCGAGGCCGGCCCGACCACCCCCCAGAUGACCGUUUGCCUUACUUAUUCCCUCCGUGUUUGGGACAGAGUCCGUUUCUUUAGUUAAAACAACAUAAAAGUCCUUUUCCUUGACGUACUUCCUUCCAGAUUCUUGGCUUAACAACAACAACAACAACAACAACAACUCCUGUUUCUCUCCAUCAGAUUCUGCUCUUUUCCUCCAAUAAGGGCAGGAUUCAAUUCUAUUAAAGGUUUUUAAUUAAGUAUUUGGGGAUG
This is a messenger RNA of Phyllostomus discolor (pale spear-nosed bat), 2374 nucleotides long. It is a transcript of the gene CCT8L2, whose product is annotated as chaperonin containing TCP1 subunit 8 like 2. The record is from RefSeq and is a predicted model, not a curated record. NCBI's taxonomy places the organism in Eukaryota, Metazoa, Chordata, Mammalia, Chiroptera, Phyllostomidae. Gene Ontology annotation, cellular component: chaperonin-containing T-complex. Gene Ontology annotation, molecular function: ATP-dependent protein folding chaperone; ATP binding. The transcript has a single exon. Bases 446 to 2092 code for a protein of 548 amino acids. Gene Ontology annotation, biological process: protein folding.